CUCAGUGGUGUAUCUGUCUCUGUUUCAGGUGGACAAGCACAUUCGACGGCUGGAUGCUGACCUUGCCCGAUUUGAAGCUGACUUGAAGGAUAAGUUGGAAGGCAAUGAUUUUGAAAGCCCUGUGACACAAACCUUAAAAAAGGGGAGAAUUCCAAAGGAUAAGAAAACAUCUCGUGGUCGAGGCCGGCGGACAUCAGAGGAAGAUGCUCCAGUGAAAAAGAAACCAAAACGAAGAUCUGAAUUAGCUGAUACCAUCCUGUCAGUUCACCCUUCUGAUGUCUUAGACAUGCCAGUGGAUCCCAAUGAACCCACAUACUGCUUGUGCCAUCAAGUAUCUUAUGGAGAAAUGAUUGGGUGUGACAACCCUGAUUGUCCAAUUGAAUGGUUUCACUUCGCUUGUGUGGAUCUCACGACCAAACCCAAAGGGAAAUGGUAUUGUCCUCGCUGUGCGCAGGAGAAGAAGAAGAAGUAGAAAUGAUGUACAAUAUGAAAAAAAGUUUAAUAUAUUCAUAUGUUGCAGAAUUUUGUUUUCAUCACCAACCCACCUUGUUUGGCCUGAAACAAAGCAGUAGCCAGAUGUUCUCUUUAUUAGCCAUGCUAAUGAUAAAAGUGGGGUAUAUAGGAAGUUCAUUAGUGAUGAUUAUUUGGGUUACAAAGUACAAUUAUUUGUCACUGUAAUCAAAGGUAUGAAGUACUUAAAAAGGUAUGAAGGUCUGCACUGGAAUUUCUGCUAAUAUACUGAACCCUGUGAAAACUGCCUGUGGCCUUUCAUGUGAAGAAGAUAGCAUUUUUUGUUGUCACAAAAUGUAGUCAUUUUGGGAAGCUUUCACCAGUGUCAUUUCACUGGCAGAAUGACAUGUUUUCUCUUAUAUUUCCCAAUGCAUCCUCUAAAAUUAUUGUAGAGAUUUGGGAUGAGCAUUGGGAAACACGUUCAGAGUGAAGUAUGAAUCCUGUUGCGUGAGAAGGAUAGACUUGCAUAAUUUUUGAUACAGGCCUUUGCUUUGCACAAUAUUUAUGAAGUCUUUUAAAUCCAGUAUCAAAAUCUUUAUCAUUGUUGAUAAGGUAUGGAAUCCUGUAAUUCACUUUUGCAGGUAGAAUUUCCAUUUGUACAACAUUGGAUUCUGUCAAGGAGUGGGUUGAGAAUUUCAGUGUGCAAUUUUGCCUCUUUGGAAAUAAGUUUGCAAAGUUAUAUUUUACACAAAGAACAAAGAGAAUUUGUUUUUGAUUAGGGGAGCUCACACAUAAAAUAUAGGAGUUUCAAAAUGUUUAUUGUUUCUGUGUACUGCUCCUUCUGGGCUUCAUUCUGGUUUCACUGAAACUGAAGGCUCAUUCUGCUGAGAAGUAAUACCUGUGAUAUCAGUAUAGUAUAAAUCCCUCAUAAAAUAAAGUAAGAUUU
This is a messenger RNA of Protobothrops mucrosquamatus (brown spotted pit viper), 1396 nucleotides long. RefSeq names its product inhibitor of growth protein 5-like. NCBI's taxonomy places the organism in Eukaryota, Metazoa, Chordata, Lepidosauria, Squamata, Viperidae. The transcript has 5 exons. The annotation marks the transcript as partial. The record is from RefSeq and is a predicted model, not a curated record. Gene Ontology annotation, biological process: regulation of DNA-templated transcription. Gene Ontology annotation, cellular component: nucleus.